Aspergillus heteromorphus CBS 117.55 is the source of this 2063-nucleotide messenger RNA. RefSeq names its product basic helix-loop-helix domain-containing protein. The coding region runs from base 438 to 1766 and encodes 442 amino acids. Gene Ontology annotation, biological process: regulation of transcription by RNA polymerase II. The record is from RefSeq and is a predicted model, not a curated record. Gene Ontology annotation, molecular function: protein dimerization activity; RNA polymerase II cis-regulatory region sequence-specific DNA binding; DNA-binding transcription factor activity, RNA polymerase II-specific. NCBI's taxonomy places the organism in Eukaryota, Fungi, Ascomycota, Eurotiomycetes, Eurotiales, Aspergillaceae. The transcript is spliced from 2 exons.
CACCACCACCAUUCCCACUACCAACUCCACUACCACUGCUGCUGUCUCGGCAACCCUCUGAGUCUCACUCCGCUGUCGACAUUCCCCGGAUUCCCGCCGUCAACCUUCCCGUCGUCCCGUCAGCGUCAAUGCGGGGGAUGCUGUCUCGGUCAAGUCAAUCUGGUCUUGACGGAGUUUCGUAUCCUAGACCUCCGAGGAUAUCCUUCGCCUCCACCUCCAAAUAGUAACGGCACCUCCCAAAUCCAUACAGUCUCUCAUUUCUCGCGCGGGCUCGUGCCAGUCGCCGUACUUAGACGGAUCAAGUCAUCUCAUUCACAUCGCCGCUCAAGGCAUGUUUAUACUGUCUCCCGGCGCUGCUCUCCACCAAGAGUAGCAAACGCUGGUGAGGCUGGUUGCCGACAUAAACACAUCGCUUUCUUUCAUAUAUAGUCGCCAUCAUGGAUCAGAAUAGGACAGAGGCGCAGAAUGGCCAGAAUACGCCCCUACCUGGCCCCUUCGGCUAUUCCUUCCUCUCCCCCAUGGAUACACCAUACGAACCCGCUCCUGCCCCGCCCCCAGGACCAGCCAUCUUGGAUGAUAAUGAAUCGACUAUGCUCGAUAACUUCUUUACCACGAUGAACUCUAAUCACAUGUCCAGCGAUUUCUGGCUACCCGGUCAAUCAAAUAAAUCCCUCGGGGCGACCGAUUUUGGCUGGCCUGACGACCUGCCUCCAACCUUUGAAGGCUCCACAACCUCGCUUUCACAACCAGCACUUUCCCAUCGUGGCAUGGAGAAAACUGGCAUGGAUAUGAUGGCUCACUCGGACAUAUUUGCGGCCGCAUCCAUGCUGUACCAUAAUGGGAUGAACGGGCCCGAUUUCAACCCUAACUUUGGACAUCACUCAUUUUCUGCACCAGACAUAGACUACAACAACCUCAGAAUGGAUAGUCGCGGCAAGGUUCAGCUGCAUCAUAAUCACGGGCCUUUAAAACAGGCCAACACAUCCCCCCGUGCGCGCGCACCCGUGGGGUUUCAUACUUCAGAGAUGCUCUUCGAUGUGCAUGAGCCGAUAUCCCCUGAGCAGCAAGCCACUGCGAAGGUUCGCCCACUUCAUUGGGGAUCGGAUGUCAGCUUCAUGGAUCAGGGAUAUAUCGCGCCUCCCGAUCAGCCAAACGAAGAGGACCGGACGAAGGAGCUGCUCGGCCACCUGGUCUGUUUCGAGACCCAAUCCAGUACCGCUAACACCCGUGCACCCAGCCCUGUCCGCAUAACGGGUAGCUAUGACGGAGCUUGGGCGGACGCGGAUGCGGCGGGGCAACUCAACAGCCUACGGAGGGGAUAUAGGGAAAGUAUGGAAGAGGUAUCCCAGCCGAAAAAGAAACAGAGAGUCUUUGUGAAAGAGGAAGAUGACGAAAACUCCUCCGACGAAGCUUCAAGGCAGAGGUUGAAGAAACCCAAGGCCUCGUCAAGGCGACUGUCACAUGAUGCCGUCCGGAAACCGAGGCUGUCCCAGGGUCCGAAAGCAGCACGUGAGAAUCUGACGGAAGAUCAGAAGAGGAAUAAUCAUAUAAUUUCCGAGCAAAAGCGACGAAAUCUCAUUAAGGAGGGGUUUGAGGACUUGUGCAGGCUUGUUCCCGGCUUAAAAGGGGGCGGGUUUAGCAAAAGUGCUAUGCUCACUCAGGCCGCUGACUGGCUGGAGGAGAUACUACAUGGGAAUGAUCUCCUCAAAAAGCAGCUGCAGGAUGUGAAGGCCAUGAAUAUGAAUGGCCUAGUGAUGCCUCGGUAAACAUCUCGAUUUGUGCGAUCAUGACACCCCCUUUCCUCCCUCCUAGCCCCCCACUCUUAUAUCGGGACAGUUUAGCGGUCUUCUGGCAAGAUGUGCAUCACAGCCGAAAAUGCAGGGGGUUCGAUCUUGACGGCCACCUGUCUUGUUUAUUCUGCAUAUGAAAUUUUUGAUGCCCCAAUUUGUGGCUCAUUAUAAUCUUCUUUCCCUUCUUGUGACACCUCUUCAUAAUACCCACUUGGUCUGGCUGUAAUAGGUUUCUUAAAAUACCACACGGAGACUUGCUGUCGUACUUAUCUC